Messenger RNA from Aspergillus steynii IBT 23096, 726 nucleotides. RefSeq lists its product as uncharacterized. The record is from RefSeq and is a predicted model, not a curated record. NCBI's taxonomy places the organism in Eukaryota, Fungi, Ascomycota, Eurotiomycetes, Eurotiales, Aspergillaceae. The transcript has 2 exons. Bases 229 to 726 code for a protein of 165 amino acids.
AAAACUGUCUCGCUCGUCGACUCUCGUCCAGCCUUUUUCCUAUCCAUCAAUUUUUCUCCCUCUCGUCCGUUUCGAUUACCUCUCCCAGUCUUUGGCCGGUCUUUUUUUUUACCUCUCUUUUCUUGUCCAUUCAUUCCUAGCUCCGGACAAGGACCCCGUCUAGCUGCAGCUUGAUUUUCAUUCGCUGUUAUCAUCCGGCGUGCUUGUAGAUCAAGACUCCCAUAAACAAUGGCAACCGCAACCGCCGAGAAGCCCAAGGAGCAGAAACGCUUCCAGCAGCAACAGGACGACUACUCGGACGACGAUUAUGACUCGGAUGAAUAUUCGAUCUCGGGAGACGAAGAUGACUAUGCCCCUCAGAAGCCCAGUCAAAAGCAGCAGCAGCAGCGACGACGUCAGCCGAACCAACAAAGACGUCCUGCUGAUGACGAGGACGACUAUCUGUCCGACGACUAUUCUACAGACGAGUAUGACGACGACUAUGAAGAUGCCGACGAAGAAGUUCCGAACAAUGCGAUGCAGCCGUUCAAGCGGGGUCAGCAGUCAUUAACCAACCAGGGCAUCAGCAGCCAGGACCCGGUGCAAAACGGAGCGAUGAACACCGUGGAUAAAGGGGGCGAGGAGAAAGACGACGGCCUGCGACUGACCCUGGAACUGAACCUCGAGAUCGAGGUGGAACUCAAAGCGCACAUCCACGGCGAUUUGACCCUAUCCUUACUUGCAUAA